UUCAUUUCAAUUUGGUGUUCCAGAUGGACGAAAAUUCAAAACCCAAAAGUGUUCUUGAUUCACUAGGUGAAGAAAUAGUGAGAAUAAUAACACCAGUUUCAAUUUGCAUGCUCUUAGUGGUCAUUCUUGUUACAGUACUCAAUAAUGACACAGAUUCAUCAAACCCCUCAUUUACCUCAAUAGCCACCGUGGCUUAUAAUGAAAGUAGCUCAGACUCAAAUUGGGACAAAUUAAAAGGUGCCCUUUUGAAUGCUUUGGUCUUUGUUGUUGUUGUCACUGUUGUUACAUUCCUUUUAGUGUUGCUUUUCUACUUUAGGUGUACUAAAUUCUUGAAAUAUUAUAUGGGGUUUUCGUCUUUUCUUGUUUUGGGAUUCAUGGGUGGUGAAAUAGCUAUUUUCUUGAUUGGGAAGUUUAGGGUGCCUAUUGAUUGUGUUUCGUUUGGUUUGAUUUUGUUUAAUUUUACAGUUGUUGGGGUUUUGGCUGUGUUUAUGUCGAAGAUGGCGAUUGUUGUUACUCAAGGGUAUUUGGUUGUUAUUGGAGUGUUGGUUGCGUAUUGGUUUACGAUGUUGCCUGAAUGGACUACUUGGGUGCUUUUGGUAGCGAUGGCAUUGUAUGAUCUUGCAGCUGUUUUGUUGCCCGGUGGGCCUUUAAGGUUGCUUGUUGAGCUUGCGAUGUCUAGGGAUGAAGAUAUUCCGGCUUUGGUUUAUGAGGCUCGCCCUGUUAUUGAUCGUGAGUCGGUUCCAAGGGGUGGUUUUGUGCAAAGGAGAGUGUGGAGAGAAAGACGGGAGACUGAAUUUGGUUCCGAUGAAAAUUUGGAUUCUAGGUCUAACUUGAAUUCAAAUGUUAAUUCUAUUUCGGAAUCACGUUCUGUUCUUGAAGGGCAUCCACUGUACGGUAGUGAUGAGAAUGAGAGGAAUGCGGUUGAUAUGGAGGAUGGUCAGGUUUCAAGAGAAGAUUCUGAGCUGGCUGCACCGCUAAUUCAGCAUAGGAUAAAUGUCCGAAUGAAUUUACAGGAAGGGUCAAAUGAUGAUUUUGCACUUGAAGGAAUUGGUUUGGGAUCCUCAGGUGCUAUUAAGCUGGGGCUAGGAGACUUCAUAUUCUACAGUGUAUUAGUUGCCAGGGCUGCGAUGUAUGAUUUCAUGACAGUUUAUGCCUGCUAUCUUGCUAUUAUAGCUGAUCUUGGGAUCACUCUGAUGCUUCUUGCAUUUUAUCAGAAAGCUUUGCCUGCUCUUCCUGUGUCCGUUUUGCUAGG
Molecule: messenger RNA, 1252 nt
Organism: Capsicum annuum
Lineage: Eukaryota; Viridiplantae; Streptophyta; Magnoliopsida; Solanales; Solanaceae
Biological process (GO): protein processing
Cellular component (GO): nucleus; membrane
Molecular function (GO): aspartic endopeptidase activity, intramembrane cleaving
Source: RefSeq, a predicted model, not a curated record